AUGCGCGGCUCCAGUGUCACUGUGGAGGAGAGCAGAGCGCCAUGAAGACCGUCAGUGUGUGAGAGCCCUGCUGCCUGAAGAUGAUCCUGCUGCCUGGUCUGUUGUUCAUUCUCUGGGGAGAACCGGGUCGGUGCCUGGAGGAGACCGGAGGCUUCACUUUAGAUGGAGACAUCCGCCACUUCGCCGUGGCCAACACCACGGUCUACAUCGCUACAGAGGAGAGGCUGUACCAGCUGAGCCACGACCUGACCCUGGUCCAGAGUCUGACCCAGAGAGGAGUCUUGACGGGUCCGGGUCAGACCUACGAUGCGAUAUUUUCCCGGGUUGCUGAGUCGGACGACUCCAACGCAACUUUCAGCGUCAACAUUUUAUUGCCGCUGGUGAAGGACGAGGCUCUGAUCAGCUGCGGUGUGGUCGAGUGCGGUUACUGCGAAGUGCUGGACCUGAAGAACAUCUCUCAUGUGCGGUACAGGGAGCGCAUCCAGGUGGGAUCCGGGGGGCGCAGCAGCGCGUCCGUCGGCUUCCUGGUGGAUGUGAAGCAGAGCAGGACCGAGACCUACAUUCUGACUGCCAACCAGCAACAUAAGACCACAACGACCAGCUGCAUAUUAUCACCAGAUGCUGUGAACCUCUAUAACACGAAUAACGAGCAGGAAGGAUAUAUAUUUUCUAAGAGUGGCGAGAAUGGUUCCCCUUCAAUCAAACAAAACGAAGGCAAUGUGGAAUUUGUGGAUGGAUUUCAGAUCAAUUUAACUAUUUAUCUUUUCUCCAACAUUCCCUCAAGUGACAAAAACAACAAAGUCCGUCUCAUUUGGCUCGAAGGUGAAACAAACAAAAGGGAGACUCUCGGGUCUCUGCGGGGAGCGACUCUUAGUAUCUCUGACGGUGAUGAAGACAGCAGACUCGUCGCCUCCGCGGUGAUCCCGGGUGGACCGCCGGUGCUCUGGAGCGGCGUGUUCAGUGUGGACGGAGGACAAACCAACACCCAGCUGGUUCUGUUUGACAUCAGUCCGGAUCUCAGCGGACAGGCCGAUGAUGAUCCAGACUUCUACAGUGUCUCCAAUGAUAAGACAAAACGGAAGUUAAAGACUCUGAAGCCAAAGAUCGUGCUCUUCAAGCAGAACUACAUGACCUCUGUUCUGGCAGUGAGACAGAAGGCCUGGAUGGUUUUCUUCAUCGGGACAGGAGAUGGGCAGCUAAUUAGGCUUGCUGUGGAUCAGAACUAUCACACCACCUGUCCCAGGGUGCUCUACAGGGCCAAUGACGACCGCCGAGUGUUUCCAAAAAUGCUUCUGGAUCAAGUGGAUCUUAAACAUGUGUACGUGCCAUUACAAAAUCAGGUGAAGCGUGUACCCGUGUCCAACUGCAGCACAUACACCAAUGUGCAGGACUAUUGGUCUGCACAGGAUCCAUACUGUGUCUGGUGUGGAUCUAGAAAAAGUUGCACAUUUGAAGAUGACUGCAAAGAUUCAGACUGGAUCUCAAUUCCUGAUGGUUCUCAACCCAAAAUGGUUUCCUACAAAGUAGCAAAGGACAGCACGGGUCAGAUAACACUUAACAUCCAGACACACCUCACUGUGGGCCAGAAGGCACUGUCUAAGUUCGCCUGUGAAUUCUCCGCAAGUUCCAUUGAGCUUUGUAGCACGAGAAGCCCUCCUCCACUGUUCCCACAAUGCACCUGCAUCCUUUCAAUUAGCACACUUCCUGCUGAAGGCCUGCCUGUCACAGUUAAGUUCACACUUGGGACGACAAUAUUGAAGGAACAACUGAAGCUGUCCAACUGCUCUGAGAUUAAGGGACCGCCAACCUCUGUCCUGUGUCGGAAGUGUAUCGAGGCUGGAUGUGGCUGGAGCAAAAGCGGCUGUUCCUGGACAAAUGGAGGAGUGGAGGAUGACAACAUUUGCCAAAUGAAUGAGUCAGGGAUGAACUUUUUUAAACCAGAGAUCUCCUCCAUCACUCCCAGUGUGGUGUCUUUCUACGGCAGAAACCAUGCAGUGCUGUCGGGUUACAACCUCAGUGAUGUGACCAGAGUGAGGAUCCAGGCGGACAUGGACUGCACUCCACAAGAGUCUCCUGUAUGGAACAACGCUGGUGUGACACUGACGUUCCAUAUUCCCAGUACUGAUAAUAAAGGCACAGUCAAAGUAUGUGUUCUCCUCCCAGACGGUAGUUGCCAUGGCAAUGCUAAAAUCACCUACAAGUCAUCCCCAUCCUGCACCAACAUUGUACCAAGCAGCAGCUGGAUCAGUGGGAAGAGGAAGGUCACAGUCAUGGGGUCCCACGUGGAGUUUGUGGAAGGGGUGAUGCACAGCCACGCCCUGCGGGAAGUCAGAGCUCCCAGAAACAUAAACUAUCAGAAUCUUACCUAUGCCACACCUGAAGCUGACAAAAAGAUUUCGACCAGCACUGUGUUUCUGAAAGUGGCCAAUGAAACCUUGGCCUGUUCCACAACGUUAAAGUACUACCCAGACCCCGAGUUCACUAGCUUCACAUCCACAAGGACAGGGGACGAUGUCCGCAUCACCAUACAGAAAAAGGCAGACAAACUGGAGAUGACCCUAGCAGAGUUGUCAGUGUGGGGCGUUGAGGAAGGAAAAGAAUACCCCUGUAUCAUGCAAGACAAAGAAACCAGUAAUGAGAUGGACUUUUUCAUCUGUGAGAUUGAAAGGACACCCAAAGCUAAAUUUCAGCAGUUAAUGAUAAAGUAUGGAGACAAGACUGUAACACUGAAUCUCAGCUCUUCAUUUCAUCUGUACCUGCUUCUUGCCCUUCUGCUGAUACCCUGCAUUAUUAUUGUGGUGCUGAUCGUCUACAGAAGCCAACAGAAGAAGCUCACGGCUACGAUGAACAAGCGUAUGGAAGACCUGGAGCUCGACAUCAGAAAUGACAUUAGACAAGGUUUUGUGGAUUUGCAGACAGAGAAAGCUGAACUGAUGGAAAAUGUUGGAGCAAUUCCUUUCCUGGACUACAAGCACUUUGCCUCCCGAAUCUUUUUUCCAGAGAGUGAAUCUUUGAUGGAAUUGUGUAUCAAAGACAUAAGUCAGGAUGCUGUGAAGGUUCAGCUUGACGAAUGUUGCCAGGGCUUGUCCAGGCUGCUCCAGGAUCAGCUCUUUCUCACAUCUAUGGUGCACGCUCUGGAGGAGCAGAAGAGCUUCACCAUCAAGGACAAGUGUGUAUUGGCUUCAUUACUGACUGUAGCGCUGCACAACAACUUGUCGUACCUGACGGAGGUAAUGGAGACCCUGCUUAGGGCUCUGACUCAGCAGAACAGCAACACUCAGCCCAAACUGCUGCUGCGACGCACCCAGUCCACCGUGGAGAAACUGCUGACCAACUGGAUGUCCAUCUGCCUCUAUGGCUUCCUCAGGGAAAGUGUUGGCCAGCACCUGUUCCUGAUGGUGUGCGCUCUCACGCAGCAGACAGCAAAAGGACCUGUGGACUGUGUGACAGAGAAAGCUCUGUACACACUCAGUGAGGACUGGCUGCUCUGGCAGGCUCAAGACUUCAUCUCCCUGAAGCUGAAGGUGCUGUUUGCAGUGGGCAGUGACGGACAGGUCAGCGAGCCUCUUGAGGUUAACGCUCUCAGCUGUGACUCAGUAGGGCAAGUCAAAGAGAAAAUCCUGUCCACCUUCAAGGCCAAGUUUGGUUUCUCCUACAAUACCCACCUCAGGGAUGUUUGUAUCGAGUAUGAGAAGAAUGGAUCGUUUGUUGCUCUUGAAGAAGUGGAUGCGAGCUCUGAGUUUAUCGGGGCGGUGACCAUGCUCAACACACUCAAGCACUACAAGGUUCCUGAUGGAGCUACAAUCAAAGUGCUUUCGAGGAAAAGUCACCCUCCUCUGAGCCCACAGGGAAGUCUGAAGGACGAUGAGAACUUCUCAGGAAAAUACUUCCACUUGAUUGAUCCUGAUGUAGUCGAGGACCAAAGAAAGAACCCAGAGAGGAAGAAAUUAAAGCUGAAGGAAGUGCACCUCACCAAGCUGCUCUCCACCAAGGUCGCAGUUCAUUCAUUUGUGGAGAACCUGUUCAGAUCUAUCUGGGGGACACCGAACAGCAGAGCCACGCAUGCUGUCAAAUACUUCUUUGACUUCCUAGACACUCAGGCAGAGAACAUGAGGAUCACCGACCCAGAUGUCCUGCACAUCUGGAAGACCAACAGUUUACCUCUGCGCUUCUGGGUCAAUAUCCUGAAGAACCCCCAGUUUGUUUUUGACAUUGAGAAGACUCCACAACUGGAUAGCUGCCUAACUGUCAUCGCUCAGGCCUUCAUGGAUUCCUUCUCCCUCAGCGAGACCCAGCUAGGAAAGCAUGCACCAACCAACAAACUACUCUACGCCAAAGACAUACCCAAGUUUAAACAGGAAGUAAAGGCCUACUACAAGCAGAUCAAAGACCAGUCACCAAUCACAGAGUCCGAAUUCAAUGAAUUCCUGCAGGAAGAGUCAAAGAAACACGAAAACGAGUUCAACGAAGCUGCAGCCCUCAGAGAGCUCUACAAAUUCAUACCGCGAUACUUCACAGAGAUCAAAGACAAGCUGGACCAAAACGGAGCUCCUACUGAGCUGACGGAGCAACUACAUCAUGUUAAAAACUUGUUUGAUGGACUAAAAAGCUGCUCCUGGGACUGAGCUGCCAUCUUUUUACUCUUCCGAAUAACCAUGGGGAGGGGAAAACCUUUUUUCCCCCAAGCAUGGAUCAUCUCCUGCUACAAAGAUGAGGUACUGCCAAACAUGUUGGUUAUUAGCAUUAAAAUAGUCUACUUUUGAAGAUACUGAAGUGAGGCACAAAUCACUUAUCAGUAGAAAAAAAUGAAAGCACUUCGGAACGGUACGUAAUACAACUGUUGAUCGGUCAUGUGUCUGACAAAUGUUCAGUACUGAGAAGGUAUGCCAGAUAUUGAAUCAGAGUCAAAACCACAGAAGUCAGGAGAAAGUUGACUCAUUGUUUUAAUAUAAAUUAAACUCUUUUCAUUACAUCAACAGACUGUAUGUGCUAUGUACAAUUCACAGCUUGUAGUGCCUUUUUAUCAACUAAUCUUUAUAAAAUCUUUUUUCAAAACAAAAA
Molecule: messenger RNA, 5061 nt
Organism: Anoplopoma fimbria (sablefish)
Lineage: Eukaryota; Metazoa; Chordata; Actinopteri; Perciformes; Anoplopomatidae
Gene: plxnc1
Product: plexin C1
Exons: 31
Coding region: 81-4625 (1514 amino acids)
Biological process (GO): regulation of cell shape; positive regulation of axonogenesis; semaphorin-plexin signaling pathway involved in axon guidance
Cellular component (GO): semaphorin receptor complex
Molecular function (GO): semaphorin receptor activity; protein binding
Source: RefSeq, a predicted model, not a curated record